AAGCAUAUUCGCCAGGCCUGCUCUAACUGCCGGCGACGGAAAACCAAGUGCACAGGGGAGCGGCCAGUCUGUUUUCAAUGUCGUCGCAAUAAGCAUACCUGUGUCUAUGAGCCGUAUUCCGGUUCCUAUGAUAACCUGCAUCCGCCAAGCGCCACCGCAGGCACGCCCACCUCCGAGAAUGUUCAAUUAUCGCAACGAAUAUCCAUACUCGAACAACGCCUAGCCGAGCUGAGCGAGCAGACCAUCUUGCAGCCCGGGGCUAACUCGGUAAUAACAUCAAGGCCAUUGGGAGACCACGCACAGUCGCAACGGCCAAUCGACCUGUCGCAACCUCCUGCCACCGCCGCCGCUGCCGCCGCCGGGGAGCGCCCCUAUUGCAUGCCGCCUCAAUCCGUUCUGGACUCCACCGUCGAUGCAUACUUCAUUCAUGUUCAUAAUCAGCCAUACAGUAAUGUCCAAGAAGCGAGCUUUCGCCGGACACUGGAGGAUCGAUCCUUGCCUAACUGUCUGAUCUUGGCUUUACUGGCCGCCGCUGUUCGUUUCUCUACACAUGAUUUCUACAGGAGCAGGCAGCGAGAGAUGUCCGAGGUCUAUACACGGGAAGCAUGGCUUUCUGUGUUGAUGAAUCACUUGAACGAGGAUAGUAUAGAUAUUAAAACGGUACAAACAAUCAAUAUACUCGCUGUGAUUGACUUUACAGCCGGAAGAACUAACUCAGGCUGGCUCAAAACCGGGCUAGCUGCUCGCAUAUCCCAAGGCCUUGGUUUGAUGGUAGAGCCCGAGGAAUGGAGAUUGCCGGCUGAACAGGAGGAGCGCCGGCGAGUGUUCUGGUCGGUAUACUUACUCGAUAAAUUGAUCUCCUGUGGCCGCGCUCGUCCGCUCAUCAUUCUCGACCAGGACUGUCAUAUACAGCUUCCGUGCGACGAGAGAAGCUUUCGCCACGGACAGACAAAGAAGACUUGUAAUUUAAACCAGCUGCUUAGUUGGAAUACCACGUUGCAGGAUACGCCUAGCUCCCUUGCGCUGGUGAUUCUCCUCGCAUCGAUCCUCGGACGUUGCACACGCUAUGUGUACGGCGUUCGGCACAGCGACGAGAUACCACCCUGGGACACAAAAUCGGAAUAUGCAGCCGUGUGCUCCCUCUUACUCUUAUUCGAACACUAUGCCGAGCUGAGUCCAGUUCAAGUGACGGACCUGGCUUCUGGACGAGACGGGAUCAUGGGAGAUCCCUAUAAGUAUCAGGAGCUUGGUCAUCUCAUUUUCGCACAUACCCUCUUCCAUCUCUGCCAUUGCUUGUUGAACCAUCCUUUUAUCCUCUGCCAGUCCCUUCGACCCUUAAAAUCCAAAGUACCCGGCAGCUUUGCAGCCCAGGGGAUGAAAGCGGGCAUAGGUCAUGCCGUACGUCUCAUAAAUCUACUGCAGGAUGUGCUUAAUGCGGGAGGACCUGUCCAAUCCUCAUUCUAUGCAUAUUGCUUGGUAGUUGCGGGCGGAAUCUUAUCAAUUGCAUCCCACGAGACGACCCAGAGUCCCAAACCUCAGUCUUCUGAGAUGUUGGAAUGUUUUCAAAGUGGGCUGCACAUGAUUGAUGGACUGGCCAGCCUGUGGCCGCACGCCAGUCAUAUGGUAUGUCUAUCACUUCGGAGCGAGGCCUUUUGGCUACGCCACAAGCUACUGCACCCAGUCACUGAUCAUACCACGAUGACACAGUCUCUCCGUUUACGGAACUUGCACGAGCAGCGGCACAAUCUCGACAGCCUGCUGGAUACGACGGGCAGGACGCAAGACAUCGAUCCGCUCUGCGAAGCGACUUUCUGGUCUAUUUUGGAUUAUUCCAUCGUGAGCAGCGACCCGAAAAAAGACGUGGAUGCCUCUGGCUCGGAGCUGCCCAGCAUGCCAUCGCCAAUGUCGUGGGCAUUAGGAUUUGAUAUGUUCGCCGCCGUCGCCUCCUCCCGGAUUCAGACCCCACAUGAAGACUUUUCCUCCGGGGCUUUCACCUGGCACGGAUCGGAUCAAUCACAAUGA
Molecule: messenger RNA, 2022 nt
Organism: Aspergillus aculeatinus CBS 121060
Lineage: Eukaryota; Fungi; Ascomycota; Eurotiomycetes; Eurotiales; Aspergillaceae
Product: Zn(II)2Cys6 transcription factor
Exons: 5
Biological process (GO): DNA-templated transcription; regulation of DNA-templated transcription
Cellular component (GO): nucleus
Molecular function (GO): DNA-binding transcription factor activity, RNA polymerase II-specific; DNA binding; zinc ion binding
Source: RefSeq, a predicted model, not a curated record